Molecule: messenger RNA, 936 nt
Organism: Colletotrichum acutatum
Lineage: Eukaryota; Fungi; Ascomycota; Sordariomycetes; Glomerellales; Glomerellaceae
Exons: 2
Coding region: 212-751 (179 amino acids)
Source: RefSeq, a predicted model, not a curated record
CGAUUGGGGCCCACCCUUGGACUCAAUCAGGCCCCACUCGGCGUCCGUUUUCUUUCCGAAGGUGCUCGGAGCUUACGGAUGUGGCAGAACACCGCAUCCCGCGUGCUUGUUUCAGCGGCAUCAAUCGUUGCUAUAUAAUCUGAUAUUCGGAUCUAGGCUAAAGGCUAUCAAUUGAUCAAAUCAAUUUCGUACCGACUCACUCGGUCAUACAAUGGCUUUCGGAAUUCCUUCAAUCAUGACAACCUUUGCUCCCUACCACAUCAUCUCUUACGGGACACUGCUCGGCACGUCACUGUUUCAGACGUUUAUCAACACCAAGAUCUGCUAUCUCGAACUUCCCAAGUCAGCCUUCACGACAUUACAGAAGCGCCUGUUUCCGAUAUACUUCCGAUGCCAGGCACUUCUCCUUGUCUUGACAGUCCUCACUUUCCCCCCUCAUGGCCCGACAUCCUUGUUCAAGGCGAAGAGCAACUGGAUCCCGCUCAUGGUUGCGGGGGUAACAUCCAUGGCGAACCUGCUCAUCUACGGACCGAGGUCUAGACAGGCGAUGAUUGAUCGCACGCAUCAAGAAACACGCGAUGCCAAACGUCCUGGGAACGUCGGUGAACCGAGUCCAGACAUGCUUGCUGUAAGAAGACGGUUUUCAAGGAAUCACGCAAUGAGCAUUCACCUCAACCUCGUCGCGGUCAUUGCGAUGUUGUGGUACGGUUUCAGCCUAGCAUCUCGCAUCCACAUUGAAGUAGAUUCAUAAACGCGGCUUUGUGGGUACUACUGCUAGUUUUAAGCUUGAUCUACUUCCCUGUACCUCGCCAUCUCAGCAUGCACGUAUGCGCCUUAGGUAGACUCAACGCGUAGCCACAAAUCAACGGUCUCUCAACUCCUUUGAAAUGUUCCUAGUAGCUGGAUGAUUUGAUCGUUCGGCGCGCAGAUCUGGGG